Messenger RNA from Ceratotherium simum simum (southern white rhinoceros), 2228 nucleotides. It is a transcript of the gene ZNF75D, whose product is annotated as zinc finger protein 75D. NCBI's taxonomy places the organism in Eukaryota, Metazoa, Chordata, Mammalia, Perissodactyla, Rhinocerotidae. The record is from RefSeq and is a predicted model, not a curated record. Gene Ontology annotation, biological process: regulation of transcription by RNA polymerase II. Gene Ontology annotation, molecular function: DNA-binding transcription factor activity, RNA polymerase II-specific; RNA polymerase II cis-regulatory region sequence-specific DNA binding.
CGGUUGGGGCCCCGUCCACAGACCGCGACCCCAAAAUGGCGAGUCGGGGUACGGUCCCUGGGAGCUAGAGGGUUUGGGUGGGGGACUGAACUCUCUAGGCCCCCUGCGCCCCCGGAUCUUGGCGCUGCAGUCGCCAGGCCUCGCGCGCUUUCGCGACACCGCCUCCGGCAGUGGCACAGCCCCCGAGAGCUUCCUCCUCGGAGCAGCGGGGAGGCGUGGAGACUUUAUAGUCGAGUGGAGAAAGAAGGAAGUGGCGUCCGCGGGAGCCAGAGCUGCGUGGAGGUAAUCGAGAAACUGAUUUUCCCUUUCGAGUUCGUCCGGAGAACUCCUGACAAAUACCGGCCGCACGUGCCAGUUGCAGGCUUUGGGCCGGCUGCGUGGCGUGCCCUUGGGGAGAAGAUCCACUCAUUGCUUUUGUACCAAACCUGACAAGGCCUCAGUUGUCAAAGGUGGCACCAGGAGGAUGUCACACAUAGGAGUAAAACUGUUCCUAGAGCAAAUGAUGAUGAGACAUCUGAAAGUGAAUGCAUGCUUGUACCCACACAUGGAGGCUUUGUGGGAGACAGAGGGGUCUGUGAAAGAGAGCUCCAGUCAGAGUAAGAAAUCCAGCCCACAAAUGGACAGUCUUGGUCCUGAGAGCGCUCGCCAGCACUUCCGGAGCUUCUAUUAUCAUGAAGCACCUGGACCGCUCGAGGCUGUCAGCCAACUUCAGGAAUUAUGCCAUCAGUGGCUAAGGCCAGAGAUCCACUCAAAAGAGCAGAUCUUGGAACUGCUGGUGCUAGAGCAGUUCCUGACCAUUCUGCCCAGGGAUACCCGGGACUGGGUGCAGAAGUAUCAUCCACAGAGCAUCAAAGAGGCUGUGGCCCUGGUAGAACGCUUUCAGAGAGAAGCUGGUGGAAUAAGUAAUGAGGUCACAGACCAUGAGCUGGGAAAGGAGGCAGUGCUCUUGGGAGGAACAGCAGUGGCCCCAGGCUUUAAGUGGAAACCAGCAGAGCCCCAACCAAUGGGUGUGUUCCAGAAAGAAUGUUGGAAUACAUACCGGGUACUACAAGAACAGCUGGGCUGGAAUACUCACAAAGAAACCCAGCCUGUAUAUGAAAGAGCUGUGCCUGCUCAACAGAUUCUAGCCUUUUCUGAGCAAAAAAACACCCCAAACUGGAAGAUGGCAUCUGAGCUCACCUUGCCUGAGUCCCAGAGUUUGUUGACAUUUGAAGAUGUGGCCGUGUCUUUUUCCGAGGAAGAAUGGAAGUUACUGAACCCUGCUCAGAAAAUCUUCUACAAUGAUGUAAUGCAGGAAAACUAUGAGAAUGUCGUCUCUCUAGGGUUAAAGAUCAAAAAUGACACUGGAAAUGACCAACCUAUAUCUCUUUCUACAUUAGAAACACAAGCAGCAGGAUGCAAAGUAUUAAGAAAGUCCAGAAUGAAAGUUGCCCAGAAAACAACGGGCAAAGAAAAUCACGGUGGUACACACAGGGUACGGAAACGGCAUCGAGCUUUUCUAGGAAAGAAAAGAAAGAAACUUUCAACUUGUAAACAAGAGCUUCCAAAACGUAUGGAUCUUCAUGGGAAAGGCCAUGCAGGAGAGAAACCUUUUAAAUGUCAGGAAUGUGGGAAAAGCUUCAGAGUUAGCUCUGACCUUAUUAAGCACCAGAGAAUUCACACUGAAGAGAAACCCUAUAAAUGUCAACAGUGUGAUAAGAGGUUUAGAUGGAGUUCAGAUCUUAAUAAGCACUUAAUGGCACACCAAGGAAUAAAACCAUAUAGAUGCUCAUGGUGUGGGAAAAGCUUCAGUCAUAACACAAAUCUACACACACACCUAAGAAUUCACACAGGAGAGAAGCCCUUUAAAUGUUAUGAAUGUGGAAAAAGAUUCAUUCAGAACUCCCACCUUAUUAAACACCAGAGAACCCACACAGGUGAGCAGCCUUAUACUUGUAGCAUAUGCAGGAGAAACUUUAGCAGGCGGUCAAGCCUUCUUAGACACCAGAAACUCCAUAGGAGAAGGGAAUCAUGUCCAGUGUCUCCAGUCUGAUGAAAGAAUACAAAAUUAUGAGACAUCCAAUGAUAGGAAUCUGUCAUCAACAGAAAAUUUGGGAGGGGUACAUGUCAUGUUUCACAGAAAGGAAUGUAAGCUGUCUCUCUUAUUCGGCAUUGUAUCUUUAGUGCCUAGCACAAGACUGAUACAUAAUGAGUACUUUAUAAAUAAAAGAAUGAAAAUAUAGCUAUCA